UGUGAGUCGCCGAGCAGCCGAGGUUACGGUGAGGAGGUGGGUACCGCGGCUUCUCACCGCUCCUGGAGCCGACGGCCCCCGUCCGCCGAGCCGCGCACGGCAUGAGCCACACCCGCUGUACCGGGAAGAGAACUAACAUGCUCCCGGAGAUUGCCGCCGCCGUGGGCUUCCUCUCCAGCCUCCUGCGGACCCGGGGCUGCGUGAGCGAGCAGCGGCUUCAGGUUUUCAGCAGGGCUCUCCAGGAGGCACUAACAGAGCACUACAAACACCAUUGGUUUCCUGAAAAGCCGGCCAAGGGCUCUGGCUACCGCUGCAUCCGCAUCAACCACAAGAUGGACCCCAUCAUCAGCAAGGUGGCCAGCCAGAUCGGACUGAGCCAGCCCCAGCUGUACCAGCUGCUGCCCAGCGAGCUCACCCUGUGGGUGGACCCCUAUGAGGUGUCCUACCGCAUCGGGGAGGAUGGCUCCAUCUGCAUCCUGUACGAGGACGCCCCAGUGGCCGCCUCCUGUGGGCUCCUCACCUGCAAGAACCAAGUGAUGCUGGGCAGGAGCAGCCCGUCAAAGAACUACAUGAUGGCCGUCUCCAGUUAGAUCCCCCGCCACCCCUGUCUGGCAUUCUACUGUACUCAUUCUUCUGUGACAACAGGACACUGCAUACCUCAAGCUGGGGAACUGUAUUUUAAAUGAAAAGCUAUUUAUAUAUAUGUGUGU
Ceratotherium simum simum (southern white rhinoceros) is the source of this 710-nucleotide messenger RNA. RefSeq names its product BTG anti-proliferation factor 2 (gene BTG2). Gene Ontology annotation, cellular component: cytoplasm; nucleus. Gene Ontology annotation, biological process: negative regulation of cell population proliferation. The record is from RefSeq and is a predicted model, not a curated record. NCBI's taxonomy places the organism in Eukaryota, Metazoa, Chordata, Mammalia, Perissodactyla, Rhinocerotidae.